Sitodiplosis mosellana (orange wheat blossom midge) is the source of this 2676-nucleotide messenger RNA. Its product is annotated as SET and MYND domain-containing protein 4-like. The transcript has 2 exons. Gene Ontology annotation, molecular function: protein binding. The record is from RefSeq and is a predicted model, not a curated record. Bases 772 to 2391 code for a protein of 539 amino acids. Lineage: Eukaryota; Metazoa; Arthropoda; Insecta; Diptera; Cecidomyiidae.
AGCACGACAAACUCAAUACCGCGUGCAGUCAAUUAUUCUUGAUUGAAUGUUUUGUUGCAUAAAUGUAGUUUUGAAUUCUAAUUGGCUUACUUGGUUAGUCAGAAGUAUUCAUACGUGGGCAUUAAUAAGAAAUAUAUCAAAUAUAAAGUAUUGCCAAAUAUGCUGAUUUUGAUUGCGAGGCAUACCGAAUUUACUGGACUGAUUUCAACCGUUCAGAACAAGUCACAUGAUAACGAUGUGAUAAAGUUCAUUGUAUAAAUAGCAUAAGCGUUUUCGAAGAAAUGUUCAAUUCCAGAAAUUCAACAAUAAAACGUGGAGUGUGUUUGUUGAAACGGGGCAUUUAAAGGAUUAUUUCGAUAUUACGUGGAUAAUAAAGUAGACACCGAUAUAUUGAUACAGCAUUGUUGAAAAGAGUUUUUACUUAAAAAAAAUUUCAGGAAAAUCUAUUUUUCUGAAUAUUCUGAAGAAAAAAAUUUUCAACGACCUAUCCCCACUUACAGUUCUGAUUACAAGUUGAGUCAUAAGUAAAAUCUGUGACCCACUUCAUAUAUAAAAUCAAGCGAUAAUUGAACAAGUUGGUCCAGUCGUAAUCUGAUUUCAUACGUGGUUGCACGCACUUAAUCACAAAUCUAGUGCAUGUUUAAAAAAAAAAAAAACCGUAAAACAUUGACGUACAAGUGAGUCAGGCUAAUAAAAAUAGCUGCAUCCAGUUCGGGAUUCGGUGAUAAAAUCUCAAAAAUCGUUUGAAGUGUGACAAAUAAAUCGUUGAAAAUGCUGUGGGAAAAGGAAUCAAAUGGUUCAUAUUCACCAAUCCUUGGAAAGGGAGACAAACAUUUACAUGCAAGCAUGAAGGAUUUGAAUUUUGGUCCAAAUCAAAACAAAAACCAAUCGAGUCGAGUGAAACAAAAAUCAAACGCAAGGGCAAAAAAGUUUCGCUUCGAUGGAAAUGAAAAAGUGAAAACUGAGGAUUGGCAUGAAGCAAUGUAUUUAUACAACAAGUGUUUGUGCAACGCAGAACCAUAUUCCGAGAACAUUAGUUUAGCAUAUGCAAACCGUGCGCUUUGCUUUCUCAAGUUGAAUAUGUACAAAAAGUGUCUGAUCGAUAUCAACUCGGCAAUUCAAGCCAAUUAUCCGGAUCGGCUAAUGUCCAAGUUGAUGACACGUCGUGCAUUCUGUUUGAAUAAAAUAAAGGAAGAAGAACAAAUUGAAAGCAAAGAAGUAAAAUUGGAUUUCCCGGAGGAUAAAUUGUUCCCGGGAAUGGCGAAUGUGCUGAAAAUUGAAUGCAAUCCAGAGUUCGGACGACACGUUGUUGCGACAUGCGACAUCGAUGUGGGAAAAGUGGUUUUAGCUGAAGAAGCAUUUGUGAGUACGGCAGUUAUGUCAGCAGAUAAAAUGCUAUGCAGCAAAUGUUUCAAAGGGGAAAUGAACUUUGUCGCUUGCAAUCAUUGCAACAUCAGCAUGUUUUGUAAUGAAGACUGUUAUCAGAGGGACUAUUUUCAUGAAACGUGCUGUGGCAAGGCUAUUGAUAAAGUUGAUCACUUUACUACGUUCGUGGUGCGAACACUCGUAUUUGCUUUAGACACCUUUAGAACGAUUGACGCUUUGACUAAGUUUGUCGAAAGUGUGAUCAUUGAUGAAGAGAAAGAUGCACCGUCAUUAAUGGCUGACGACGUAUCCAAAUAUCGCGCAUUCUUACAAUGCGGUAUUUGGUUAUCUGAUGAGGAAAAAAAGAAAUUACACGAUACCAGCAAUCAAGUAUACAGUGAACUGAUGUCUAUUGAAGAGAUAAAAGAAAAGGUCCAUUCAAAUGAAGAAGAACGCUUCCUUCAGCAUCUGUUGUUGUAUCAUCUUUACAUUGUGAAAUGCAAUUCAUUCCAGAACAAAAUGACCGGCGGCAUGUUUUUGAUUCAAAAACUUUUCAACCACUCUUGUGCACCCAAUUUGCUACAAUAUUUUGACGCAAAUAAAACGAUUUGCUUUGCAUCGCGUAAAAUCAAAAAGGGAGAACAACUGUUUGUUACCUAUGGUAUGGCAGAUUUUUGGUCACAACCAGCAUAUUUGCGUCAAGACAUAUUGUACAGUGUGUAUGGUUUUCGCUGUAAAUGCAUCAAAUGCUCUUCCCAGUGGCCCAUAUCAUCAGAAUACAUAAAAGCAGAUCCAGAAUACAUCGAUUUGGGUUACGAAAUGAAACACUAUGAGUUUGACGACGCUGAGGUAUGUGACAUUCUGAAGGAAAAAUGUCUCGCAUUAUUACGGAGAUACGAUGAAAUAACCUGGAAUAUUGAACUCGACGAUAUUUGCAACUUUUUCGUAAAACUUCUCAAUCAACCAUAUAAAGAAUCGAGUAAAGAAUCGAGUAAAGAAUCUGGUAAAGAAUCUGGUAAAAAUUAAUCCAAAUCUGUAAUUCAUAUUGAUGCUUUAUUUUCAUAUCAAGUUUCAAAAAUGAUUCCAUCAAAUUUUCGACUAAGUAAUCUUGAUGAAUUGAAAACGAACACAGUUUAAUUGUGAAAAUUACAAUUUUUUCUCUAUUGUUUAUAUGACCAAUUAUGUGCAUCAAUAAAAAAAAAAUCCAUUUUCUCCGCAUAUUUCUAAAUGUGUAAAAACAAAAGAUUGUAAAUUAGGUUUACACUACACAAUAUAUCAAUCAAUAAAGAAAUAUUCGUGAAGAAAAACUUA